AUGUUUCUUUUUAUUUUACUCUUUUUGGUCAUUGUGUUUGCUCAACCAGAUGACUCGGAAGUUCCUGGUCCUUCAAAUCCACGUCCUGAGACUCCCCCUCCAACAGUUGAAACACCUCCACUUUUUGGUACAUUUGGAACAAGAUUUUUUAAAACAUUGCCGCGUGCACCUCGUACAACAUCUUCUACAAAAACACCACCUUCUCCAAAGAAGACACCUCCUCCUAGUCCCCCAAGUGCUCGUGGCCCUCUUCCUCCAAUACCUACUGGAACCAUCCCACGUACUCCUCGUUCUGGAACAACAUUAAGAAGAUCCAAAUCUCUACCACGUGGUGGGUGGGGUUCUCGACUUUUUGGCAGUCAAAGUGGACCAGGGGUUCGCCAUGGAGAGACGAGCCCCAAACGAACAGGACGUCAAAGUCCACCAACAAUAUCAUGGACUGGAGUUCAACAACAUCCCGUUGCACCCCGACAAGCAGAAGACCCAUUGCUCGACAUAGAUACUCAAAAUAAAUUCACUGAACUUCAAACAACAGAAGAGUCAUUUGUUUUGGGGCUUGUUGAGUUAGAGGAAUAUAUGGAAAAACAUCCCGAAAUUUUCAAACCCAAGUACAUAACAAUUGUGCAAUUUCUUAUCAAUAAACACAACAAUUUUUUGAAAAAGCUCAUUUUAGCAAACACUGAGAAAAAAGUAUCCUUAAUUAUUACAGCGCUUGAGGACUUUACACUCUUCAUGUUAGAGAUAGAAAUGAAAAACACGUACGUUAAAUUUAUUGGUGCGAUAAAUAAGUGGCUGAAAACACUUGAAAAAUACAACCCGUUUCCUCGAAAGAACAGAGAACUUUCUAUAAUUGGAGGUUUGAUAUUAUUACCAAUGCAGAGGCUUCCAAGAUACGAAUUACUUUUGUUGGAUUUAAUAAAAAGCCCACAACUCCAGGGGAAUGUUGUUGUGAAGAGAGCUCUUGACGCUUCAAAAGAGAUGGCAAAUUACGUCAAUUCCAAAACAAAGAAGAUGAAAUAG
This is a messenger RNA of Entamoeba invadens IP1, 1020 nucleotides long. RefSeq lists its product as hypothetical. The record is from RefSeq and is a predicted model, not a curated record. The transcript has a single exon. Lineage: Eukaryota; Evosea; Mastigamoebida; Endamoebidae. Bases 1 to 1020 code for a protein of 339 amino acids. Gene Ontology annotation, molecular function: guanyl-nucleotide exchange factor activity.